AUGGACCAAUCUGGAACUUCGGCAUCUGACGCCAAGUUUCUGCAGUAUCAUGAACCCGGGAGUAAGUAGAUGUCCCCAGGUGUAUGCAUAGAAUGGAAAAUGCUGACAACGACUUCACGAUAGUCGUGGAGAUUCUGAUCAUUGUCAGUUUCGUCGCCUUCCUCUGGGUUGCGGGUCAUGUCUCCAAGAAGGUCAUCCGCGCUGGCAUUAUCGGACCUAUCGCCGUCGGCAUCAUCUAUGGAGAGCCUCUGGCGAACCUCCUGGUUCGAGAUUGGCAGGAAACCUUCCUUUAUCUGGGCUAUAUCGGACUGAUCCUCCUCAUCUUCCAAGGUGGUCUCACCGCUCGAGUUGAUCUCCUCCGAGCCAACUUCACGCUCAGUGUCUGCGCAGCCGCUACGGGUAUCAUCUUGCCCAUCGCAUUCAGCUACGUGCUGCUGUAUCUCGGCUUUGGCCAUGGGGCCGUGGAAACGUUCGUCGUGGGAGCUGCUCUCUCCGCCACGAGCUUGGGCACCACCUUCGCAGUCAUCUCCGGCGCCUCGGAGGAAGUCGAUCUCAGCCAGACCAGAGUCGGCGCUGUGCUCGUCAGCGCGGCUGUCAUUGACGAUGUCACGGGCCUUGUCAUGUCAAGCGUGAUUCACGACUUGGGAGAUAUUCCGACUGGUGGUACGAGUCUCGGAUGGCUCAUUGGAAGGCCCAUUCUUGCGUCUGCGCUGAUGGCCAUCUUGACUCCAAUCCUGACCAAAUGGUUCUUUGCUCCGCUGUUCCGCAAGUUCAUCGAGCCCUACUUCCACAAACUGGGUCACGUGUCCAACAUUGCGUUGAUGAUUCUGGUCCUAUCGGCUUUCAUCUCCAUUGCUGCAUAUGCCGGCACUUCCGUUCUCUUUGGCGCUUUCUUGGCUGGCGCAUUCCUCACAUACCUGCCUUCGAAACAUGCAGAAGGCCCGUUUGUCGUUCUGGGCCGUGAGGAAGGCGAGAGAGAAAAGCACAAGAGUCCCACCUUUGUUCAUACCUUCGAAUACUACUGUCUGGACUUUCAGCAAUACCUUCUCGAGCCUCUGUUCUUCGCAAGUAUUGGGUUUGCCACUCCAUUCUUGAAACUGUGGAGUGGGAAGGCCAUCUGGCGUGGCAUUGUGUACACUCUCCUGAUGCUGGUGGCAAAGUUUGCCGUUGGCAUCUGGAUUCCCAUCUGGGCUCUCGCAAGUCUUGCCUCCACAAAGGACGACUCUUCUGCUUCUAGGGACGAGGAGUCCCUGGAUCAACCCGAAGUCGGCGAGGAGGAAUCUGCGAGAACUCGUGAGUUGGAAGCGAGUAUUUCACCCGGCUUGCUCUUGGGCAUGGCCAUGGUCGCCCGUGGUGAGAUUGGUCUUCUGAUUGUCGAGAUUGGUUACAACAACACCGACUACGUCUCGCAAGCUGGAUUCCUGACAGCCGUCUGGGCGAUCUUGCUUAACACAAUCCUCGGGCCAGUUGCGGUGGGUGUUCUUGUCAAACACAAGGCUAAUCUCAUCGCAAAGCCCAGACCGAACCAACCAUCCGGCUGA
Lecanosticta acicola is the source of this 1541-nucleotide messenger RNA. The record is from the annotation of a GenBank genome assembly. NCBI's taxonomy places the organism in Eukaryota, Fungi, Ascomycota, Dothideomycetes, Mycosphaerellales, Mycosphaerellaceae.